GCUUCCUGUUUGAAGAGUUUGAGAGAUUGAUCUCGCCCGGGCCUGCACCCUGGACUGGCUGGGUUUGGCUCCAGCAUGCCGCAGUAACUCGAUCAAACCGCGGAUCUGCCCUCGCCCACAAGUAAAGGGCUGCGCUCACAGUCUCUUGCGACUUUCCUGAAGGUCCUGGUUUUGUUUGUUGUUGACAAGGCUGUGGAAAUUGAUCCGGGUGUUCCUUUCAAAAUGUCCAAUACUGCCGCUGGAUACAACUCGCAGAACGGGGCAGGGAAGCAGUCGAGUCGCAAUGGCCCUAUACAGAAUCCGGUAAUGAUGCAGGCCCCAGGGCAGAGUUACAAUACAGCAGCCCAGACGAUGCAUCCACAACACAUGCCAGCCAAAGCUCCUUUAGAGCAACCUGCCGGACAAUAUCACUACGGCUGUUAUCAGAGCGCUCCUCCUGUGAGUGUGUAUCAGGGACCUGGUCAGAGCACUCCUCCUGUGAGUGUGUAUCAGGGACCUGGUCAGAGUGCUCCUCCUGUGAGCAUGUAUCGGGGACCUGGUCACAGCGCUCCUCCUGUGAGCACGUAUCAGGGACCUGGUCAGAGCGCUCCUCCUGUGAGCAUGUAUCAGGGAACUGGUCAAACCAGCAUGACCAGGCCUCCCACGAGACCCCUUCAGCCACAUCAAGCAGGAUCUGCCGGGAUAGCAGCCCCAGCUCAGAGCUCCACACCUCCACCUGUGGUUUCUAAUAGCUUUUAUCCAGGCUCCCAGAUCCCCCCUCAUUCACACUGGCCUUAUGGCACACCCCCUCCCUUGAACCAGCCUCCAGUGGGCUCCCAGGCAAACCAUGUGACAUCAGCACCAAGCCAGCCCUCUGCAAUGCAGUAUGGGAUCCAGAACAGCCCCCCACAGGGACCCCCUGCUCCUCUGAACAGCUCCGUGCAGCCAGGCCUGCCCUCUGGGUAUGGGAUCCAGAACAGCCCCCUGCAGGGACCCCCUGCUCCUCUGAACAGCUCUGUGCAGCCAGGCCCGCCCUCUGGGUAUGGGAUCCAGAACAGCCCCCCGCAGGGACCCCCUGCUCCUCUGAACAGCUCCGUGCAGCCAGGCCCGCCCUCUGGGUAUGGGAUCCAGAACAGCCCCCUGCAGAGACCCCCUGCUCCUCUGAACAACUCUGUGCUGCCAGCAGGGCCGGCCCCCCCUCCUAUCAAUCCACCUUCAUCGCAAACAUACCAGCCUGGCAGGCAGCCUUUCGGGCCUCCUCUGAGACCAGCAGCGCCUCCUACUGGACAGUUAAACAAUGCAGCCACUCCCCCGCCUCCUGCUGCUGUUAAACAAGAAGUACCAGGAGCAGAAAGGGCGCAGAUCCACAACAGCUUUGAUGCUUUGGAAAAUGGAGGCAGAAACGCUGCACAGCAUCCUCCACAGAUGGGCAGGGCAGUUGGCCUGUCGUAUCCCUCAUUACCUCCUGGCUACCAGAACGUGACUGCCCCCCCCUGUGCACCGGGAAUGCAGCCUCCAGGCCAGCCUUACCCUGCAGGAGCCCAGUCCUUUCAGCAGGGUCCGCUGGGUCCAGCUCAGCUUGGCCAUGCUCUGGGAGGGAUGAAUCUGCAACAGAGCAAGCCUCCUGAAGCUCUGAGAACCAUCAACCUGCUCCAGGAGAGGAACCUCCUGCCCUGGGGUCCUGUCACCCCCCCUGUGCCCUGCCUGCCCCAGGACCUGCAGCGGCUCAACUGCAGUCCUGAGGUCUUUCGAUGCACUCUGACCAACAUCCCUCAAACUCAGUCUUUGCUAAACAAAGCUAAGCUUCCCUUGGGGUUACUCCUCCACCCAUUCAAAGACAUGUCGCAGCUGCCGGUGGUUACCUCCAGCACCAUCGUGAGGUGUCGAUCCUGCAGAACCUACAUCAACCCCUUCGUCACGUUCCUCGACCAGAGGAGAUGGAAGUGCAAUCUGUGCUACCGAGUCAAUGAGGUUCCAGAAGAAUUUAUGUAUAACCCUGUAAGCAGAUCGUAUGGAGAACCACAUAAAAGGCCAGAAGUUCAAAAUCCCACAAUUGAGUUCAUUGCACCUUCAGAAUAUAUGCUGCGGCCGCCCCAGCCUGCAGUCUACCUCUUCGUACUUGAUGUGUCCCACAAUGCAGUAGAGACUGGAUACUUGGACACGGUGUGCCAGUCACUCCUGGACAGUCUCAGCUUACUGCCAGGAGACACCAGGACGAAGAUAGGCUUCAUUACAUUUGACAGCAGAGUCCAUUUCUAUAACCUUCAGGAGGGCCUGUCUCAGCCUCAGAUGCUGGUUGUCUCAGACAUUGAAGAUAUCUUCAUUCCAACACCAGACAGCCUGUUGGUAAACCUCAACGAAUGCAAGGAGCUGGUCCAGGACUUGCUGAAAGGCUUGCCUCAGAUGUUUACCAGUACCCUGGAGACGCAGUGUGCGCUGGGGCCCGCUCUGCUGGCUGCCUUCAAGCUGCUUUCCCCCACUGGAGGCCGGGUCUCUGUCUUCCAGACACAGCUGCCUUCUGUAGGGGUUGGGGCGCUGAAGUCCAGAGAAGAUCCCAACCAGAGGGCUUCUGCAAAGGAUAUUCCGCAUCUGACUCCUGCCACUGAUUUCUACAAGAAGCUGGCCCUGGACUGUUCUGGGCAGCAGAUUGCUGUGGAUCUUUUCCUGCUUAGUGGACAAUACUGUGAUUUAGCUUCAUUAGCCUGCAUAUCCAAGUAUUCUGCAGGCGGAGUCCACUACUACCCUUCAUAUCACCACCUGCACAACCCUGCCCAGGUGGAGCAGCUCCAGAGAGACCUGAAGCGCUACUUCAGCAGAAAGAUUGGCUUUGAGUCGGUCAUGAGGGUCCGCUGCACCAAAGGUCUUUCUAUACAUACCUUCCAUGGAAACUUCUUUGUCCGUUCGACGGACCUGCUCUCGCUGCCCAACAUCAACCCAGACUCGGGGUUUGCUGUUCAGAUGUCGAUUGAGGAGAAUCUCUUAGACAUGCCGGUGGUUUCUUUCCAGGCUGCUCUUCUCUACACUUCCAGCAAAGGGGAGCGUCGCAUACGAGUCCACACUCUGUGUUUACCAGUCGUGAACUCCAUGGCUGACAUCUUUGCUGGAGCGGACGUGCAGGCCAUUACAGGGCUGCUGGCCAGCAUGGCGGUUGACCGCUCUGUCACAGCCAGUUUGAGUGAUGCCCGCGAUGCUCUGGUGAAUGCUGCGAUUGACACUCUGCGUGCCUAUCGCUCUGGCGGGCUGAGUGUGCAGCAGCCUGGCCUUGUCGCCCCUGCCUGCCUGCGCCUCCUUCCUCUUUAUGUGGUGGCCCUGCUCAAGCAGAAAGCCUUCCGCACUGGAAUGAGCACCAGGCUGGAUGAGCGUGUGUUUGCGAUGUGUCAGCUGAAGUACCAGCCCCUGGCUUACCUGAUGCUCAUGAUCCAUCCUGCUCUGUACAGAGUAGACAAUCUUACAGACGAGGGUGCGAUUAGCAUCACUGACAGAACAAUCCCUCAGCCCGCGACUCUGCAGCUGUCUGUGGAGAAGCUGAGCAGGGAUGGAUCCUUCCUGAUGGACUCUGGCUCGGUUCUGUAUCUGUGGGUUGGAAGAAACUGUGCACCCAACUUUAUUACCCAGGUGCUAGGUGUCCCUGACUAUACAGCAAUACCUCAGACUAUGACUCGACUCCCAGAACUAGACACGGCUGAGUCGACGAGAACAAGAGCCUUCAUUUCUUGGUUAAGAGAACAAAGACCUUUUUACCCAAUCUUGCAUGUAAUCAGGGAGGAAAGUCCCCUCAAGGCAAGCUUUAUGCAGCACAUGGUCGAGGACAGGACAGAAUCUGCUCUGUCGUACUACGAGUUUCUGCUCCAUUUGCAGCAGCAAGUUAACAAAUAAAGUGGUUUGCCAAGCUGUGGGAUGUGGCUAGUCUGAGAGGAGAACCAAGGAGAGGGUGUGUGAGCAGCGGCGCCUCUAUUCAAGGAUUCAUCAGCAAUGACUUUUUACAAAGUGUUUUUCAUCACUGGGCCACAAGAUUGAAGCACAUUAAAAAAUACUAACUUUAACAUUUUCCAUUAUGGGUUGAAAUGCAUUUUUUUUUAAAUACAUUUUUAGGGUUUAAUUAUGUAAGUUGUCUAUAAUUUUCUUUUAGCUCAGAUGAAACAGAAUCACUAAAGUUAUUCUUUCAAUUAAGACUGGCUUGUGAAUGAGGGAAGGUAAUGGAGUUUGUUGAAAGAACAUUUCUGCUGGUUUAUAAAAUCUCUAUGUAUUGGUUUUUAAUAUUCUGUCUUCAUUGGCUUCCAGAAGAGAUCUGUUGUCAAGUCUUAAACUCAUGAAUGCUUCACACAUGAAAGAUGUUGGAAUCCUGAAUGUCCUAGGGGAUAAAGAGCAGUAUUUUGUGGCUCAGAUUUACAGACUCUUCUUUUUCUUAUACAUUGAACUAGUACAAACACAUAAUGGUGGAUAAUCAGGACCGAAACUGUAGUAAAAUCUUUAAUGUAGUGAAGUCAUCACAUGUUUGUAAUUCAGUCUCCUCUGAGAUGCGUGCAAAGAGCACAGAGUCUGUCUGUUUCAUUGAGACCGUUUAUUGAUUUGAUUUUGUCUGGUUUCAUUCUCAAAAUUGUUUUUUUUUCCUCUUAAUAUUAAAGCAGUCCUCUGUUUAACUUGCA
This is a messenger RNA of Polyodon spathula (Mississippi paddlefish), 4625 nucleotides long. Its product is annotated as protein transport protein Sec24A-like. Gene Ontology annotation, biological process: intracellular protein transport; endoplasmic reticulum to Golgi vesicle-mediated transport; COPII-coated vesicle cargo loading. The transcript is spliced from 23 exons. The record is from RefSeq and is a predicted model, not a curated record. Gene Ontology annotation, cellular component: endoplasmic reticulum exit site; COPII vesicle coat. Bases 223 to 3855 code for a protein of 1210 amino acids. Lineage: Eukaryota; Metazoa; Chordata; Actinopteri; Acipenseriformes; Polyodontidae. Gene Ontology annotation, molecular function: zinc ion binding; SNARE binding.